Molecule: messenger RNA, 1338 nt
Organism: Halichondria panicea
Lineage: Eukaryota; Metazoa; Porifera; Demospongiae; Suberitida; Halichondriidae
Exons: 4
Coding region: 29-613 (194 amino acids)
Source: RefSeq, a predicted model, not a curated record
AACAGAGAUAAGGAAGGUUGUGCAUGCAAUGGAGACUCAAGGUGUUCUGCCUCUGCUGCUGUUGUGUGCUAUGUCCACCUGCUGGGGACAAGUCUACCUGACUCUGGGAUCUGGUCCUAGUAUCACUACUGACAAUAUUGAGAUCCUCAUCGCUGACAUUGGAGAGGAUGGUGGUCUCCCUUCUCUCACCUGUCACACUGACCUCACUACCUGCUGUAGAAGUAAAGCUGACAACAAUGGUAUGGGAGCACUGGGACAGUGGACGUAUCCUGAUGGGAGUGUGGUACUGAACAAUGGUGGCUCAGUGGCUGCUGGACAGCAGUUCUACAUUGUGAGGAAUGCACCUCAGCUCGUCAGACUAUACCGUAGACAGUCUAACAACCCCCUCACUCCAACCGGGUCCUACUGUUGUACUGUACCAACUACUGGAGGAGAUAUGACCCUCUGUGCUAACCUGGUUGCACCUACUAUCACAUGUUCUGAUAAUCUCCCGGCCCCCACCAAUGGAGCCAUAACCUAUGGCAUGCUGGUGGAUCCUCUAACAACAGACCAGUGGGUGCUACAGCCAGAUACAGCUGCUUUGGUGACUACACUCUGGUUGGAGUGUCAGUGAGGACUUGUGGGAGUGAUGGAGAGUGGAGUGGGCCAGCUCCAGUGUGUCAGAGUAAGGAAUGUGUAAUAUUGUGUACGUUGAGUGUGUGCCUGUUCCCAUAGUGAUAACAUGUUCUGACCUACCCUCACUGACAAAUGGGAACAUUGACUAUGGUGGUGCUGGAUCCACUGACAGCAGACCAGUGGACACUGUGGCCACCUUCACCUGUAACACUGGCUACACUCUCAAUGGAGGCAGUACCAGGACUUGUGGGAGUGAUGGAGUGUGGAGUGGGUCAGUUCCAGUGUGUCAGAGUAAGGAAUGGCUGAAUGUGUACGUUGAGUGUGUACCUGUUCCCAUAGUGAUAACCUGCUCUGACCUACCCUCACUGACAAAUGGAGACAUUGACUAUAUAUGGUGGUGCUGGAUCCACUAACAGCAGACCAGUGGACACUGUGGCCACCUACACCUGUGACACUGGCUUUACUCUUGAUGGAGACACCACCAGGACUUGUAGGAGUGAUGGAAUGUGGAGUGGGUUAGCUACAUUGUGUCUGCCUAACUGCCCUGAAUUACCCUCACUGACCAAUGGGAUGAUUAUGUACAGUGCUGGAUCCACUAACAGCAGACCUUUAGGCUCUAGUGCUACACAUUCGUGCAACACUGGCUACACUCUCAUUGGAGGUACUUUCACUGCAGGUACCACCACCAGGAUCUGUGUGAGUGGAGGGAGCUGGAGUGGGUCA